AAUGAAAAAAAGGAAUAAUGUGGAUAAAAUGAUCCUAUCCCAUUCUUAAAUUAGAUGUCUUAUUAGGAAAAUCGUGACUCAUAAAUUGUCAAAAUUUUCAAAUAGGAUAUCUUUUUUGAGAGAGGUAGGUUGUCCAUCUUCAUUAAUUGAAUUAAUUCAUUGAGGUUAUCCUUCCAAUAACUGGAUUGUGUGAGCAUACCUGUGUAUACACAACCAAAGUAUUGAAAUUGUAGAGAGCAAUUUUUCAUAGUUGAGGUAGGCUGCAAAGAGAGAACAAAUGGAUGACAGAAUUGCUUCCUUGGCCAUAGAGGAUUUGGUCCAUCAACUAGAAAAGAAUGUAGAGUUUCUUCCACAAAUGCGGGACCAAGUCCGUCCAUUCCGGGCCGAGCUCAAGAAACUGAGUAGCCUCCUCAGUAAGCUGAAGGAGAAGGAAUUGGAGGAGUUAACCACUGAAGCUUAUGAAGCAGAGGAUGCAAUCGAUGACUUUGUCCUCAAUUCUGAACAUAAAAGGAGGAGUAAGCUAGGAAGGCUUUUGUACUGUUUGGGCAAUAUGCGUAAGCUUGGUGAUGGCAAAGCAAAAUUGGAGAUUAUUAAGCAGAAGCUGAAAAAUAUCUGCAACAAAAACAACCCAUAUGAUGAUAACGCAUAUGGAAGUUUGCAUUGCCCGAGUUCGUGUAUGACCGGUGAUGAUGUUGUCGGCUUCAGCAAAGAGGAAGAGGAUUUGGUAAAGCAACUAGUGUCCGGGAACUUGGUAAAGCAACUACAAGUUUUUUCAAUUAUUGGAAUGGAAGGGUUGGGUAAGACAACAUUUGCUACCAUGAUAUUCAAUAACAAAUCCAUCCAUGAUCAUUUUCCAUGUCGUGCGUGGGUUAGUGUUCCUCAAGAAUAUAAGGAAUAUAAAACAGAAGAGUUGUUUCGGUGUAUUUUGGAUCAGGUUGGCACAGAGGAAUCCGACUACGGAAAUGAAGAAGACCUAAAAGAGGUGGUUUCGGGUUGCCUUGAGGGCAAAAGGUACCUGAUAGUUAUUGAUAACUUGUGUAGGAAAGAAGUAUGGGACGAGCUAAAACCGGCCUUCCCGGUUGACUCGAAUGGAAGUAGAAUAUUGCUCACUACUCGGUUGGAGGAAGUGGCUUCACAUGCUGGCCCAAGACGUUCCAUUUCUCUUCCUUUCCUGGAUGACAGUCAGAGGUGGGAGCUCUUAUCUAAAACGGCACUCAAAGGGGAAAGCUGUCCUCCGGAAUUGGAGACAAUAGGGAAACAAAUUGCAGCGAAAUGCGAUGGCCUACCACUUGCCAUCGUGUUGUUAGGGGGCAUCUUGCAAAGAAAGGGAAGGAGUAAAGAGAAGUGGUCGAGGCUGGCUGAUAACGUCGGUAAAUAUCUGGUUAGUCACGGUAUGCGGAGCAGUGAUGUAGCUCUAAGUUACCACAAUUUACAGGAGCACCUCAAAAUAUGCCUCCUGUAUUUCGGGACUUUUCCUGAAGACAUGGAGAUCCCUGCAAGGAAACUGAUUCAGUUGUGGAUAGCAGAGGGGUUUAUAGAGCAGAGAGGCAACAGAAAGAUGGAGGAUCUGGGAGAAGAAUACUUGGAGGGGCUCAUUGGCCAGAGUUUGGUCCAGGUGAGAACCAGGAGGACCGAUGGCAGAGUGAAAACAUGUCGUGUACUCAAUCUAGUGCGCGAGCUCUGCAUAUGUAUUGCGGAAGCCAAGAACUUUUUUCAAGUAUAUACAAACAACUCCAACCCAAACCAUAGAGAGAUGACACUAGUGCUGAGGUUAAGCAUCCUAGGUGAUUCCUUCAUGGGUACUGAAUUAGACGUGAUCCCCAAUCAUUCACAACUCCGGUCUCUCCAGUGCUAUGAUGCCCUCCAAGAUCAAAUUGAUUCUAAAAGACUCUGGAGAUCACUUUAUAAUGGUUUCAACUCUCUGAGGGUGUUAAAUUUGGGUACCAUAAAAGUGGAUAAAAUUCCCAAGGGUGUCAAGAAGCUAUUUCAUUUGAAAUACUUGAGAGUGAAUGCUCCAAACCUCACCUGCAUUCAACCCUCCAUCUGCAACCUUCUGAAAUUGCAGACGCUGGAUAUGAGAGAAUCUUGUGUGCACACCAUACCCAAUGGGAUUUGGAAGAUGAAAUCCUUGAGACAUCUGUACCUGGGUUUGUUCCCGAGUUUUCCAAGUCCUCCUGAAUCUGACAACAUCAACAAUAAGGCUCUCUCCAGCAUCCAAACUCUAUCCGGUGUACGUCCUGACAGAGUCUUGAAGCGUCUAAUGGUCAGGGCCAUGUUUCCAAACGUAACAAGGUUACGAAUAUGUAGUGCAAAUAAGCAGGCUACACUGGAGUUCCUUGAAAGUAUAGACCAUUUAUGCCAUUUGCAGUCGCUCAAGAUAGUGAACGCUUGUGAUCUUCCGGAUCCACAUGCAUUUCCUUUGACACUCACCAAGAUGACCCUAUUAGAGACACAUCUCCAACCCAAUUGUAUGCGAACGCUAGCGAAGCUUCCAAAUCUUCGGAUUCUUAAACUCUUAAAAGGUUCCAUUGAUUCUGAAACCAAGGAAUGGAUCAGUUGCAAUGAGGAUUUGUUUCCUAAACUUCAAUUCUUGAAGUUGGUGGACUUGGAGAUCGAAGAAUGGAGAAUGGGUAGGGCAGCUAUGCGGAGCCUACACAAUUUGUUCAUCAAAAGUUGUGUUCGAUUGGAGAAACUUCCGCGUCAUCUUUGGUUCAUUACUACUUUGCAAGAAGUGGAUGUGUUUCAGCCUUCAACAAGAUUGAAUGAGAGCCUUCAGCGAGUAGGGAGUGUUGCAGGUCGUAGUAUCCGAAUCCAUGAUGCUGAACUUGUGCAUUCUCUACUAAGUGGGUACACUCACCCCUGUAUUUAACAUUUUCAAGACACGAGAAGGAGAUAAUUGAUCACAUUCCUCCACAAGUUUAGAUUUGAGGAUGCCAUCUUUUGACCUCGUUUUGUAAUAAGAUUCGAGUAGGAGGAUGACCAUCCCAUGAUGGCUAUUCAUUUUGUGUUUGAUGUAAUCUCGUCGUUAAUGACACUAUUGUAGUCUCAAAACUUGUAAUUAUAUUCUUUGGAUGGCCAAGUGCAUCUUGGUUUACAUGUAAUGACUUUAAUAUGAAUUUCUACACAUUUAGUACUUUUCAAUUGUUCCAA
This is a messenger RNA of Cornus florida, 3150 nucleotides long. Its product is annotated as putative disease resistance protein At1g50180. Bases 278 to 2869 code for a protein of 863 amino acids. Gene Ontology annotation, biological process: defense response to other organism. Gene Ontology annotation, molecular function: ADP binding. The transcript has 2 exons. Lineage: Eukaryota; Viridiplantae; Streptophyta; Magnoliopsida; Cornales; Cornaceae. The record is from RefSeq and is a predicted model, not a curated record.